AUGUUCUACUCCGAGACUCUUCUUUCCAAGACCGGGCCACUGGCUCGCGUCUGGCUGUCGGCAAACCUUGAGCGCAAGCUCUCCAAGACACACAUCUUACAGUCGGAUAUUGAGAGUAGUGUCAAUGCGAUUGUUGACCAAGGACAGGCCCCGAUGGCCUUGCGACUGAGUGGUCAGCUGUUGCUGGGUGUGGUUCGAAUUUACAGCCGAAAGGCGCGCUAUCUUUUGGAUGAUUGCAAUGAGGCGUUGAUGAAAAUUAAGAUGGCUUUUCGUCUGACCAACAACAAUGAUUUGACAACCACCGUUGUCGCCCCUGGUGGCAUCACUCUACCGGAUGUGCUUACUGAAUCUGAUCUAUUUAUGAACCUGGAUUCAUCCUUGCUUCUUCCCCAGACAUUCGCUUUGGAGGCUGAAGGGAAGCGACCGGGUCCCUCGAUGGAUUUUGGCAGUCAACUUCUACCUGACAGUAGCUUCCGACGCUCCGUUUCUCAAGAGCCUCCACGAUUGGAGGAUCACACAUUGGUGGAAUUGAAUUUUGGAGAUGACGAUGAUACUCAUAUGGGCCGUGACUUCAGCAUGGAAGUGGGCCGAGACGCCCCCGCUCCCCGACCGUUCGAAGACGACCUCCUCAGUGAUGCUGGCAAGUUCAACGAUGUUGACCUGCAGCUUGAUCUCGGCGAGGAUGAUGCGCCCUUGGACAAAAUGGAUUUGGGCGAGGAUGGUCCUCACGACAACUUCAACUUCGAUGAUACAAUGGAGAUUGGCGGCGAUGAGGAGCUUACACGGGAGGCCGAGGAACGACGACAGCAGCGUGACUCCGAAUCUGUCAUGACGGAGCUCUCGGAAGAGGAACUUACCCGGCUUGAAGCGGAAGGCAUGGAGGUCGGAACUGGAAGACGUGGUUUACUGGACGAGGAGGACUACGCCGAUGCGGACCAGGAGGAUGGCGAAGGAGAUGGGGACAUUACCGUUCAGCAGACACAGCGCGCUAAGAGACGUAAGGUGAUGCCCGUCAUCGGACUGGACAAGGACAUCGAUUUCAAACCCAGCCACAUCAAGGAACAGCAGGCAGACCGGUCUGGCAUUUUGAAGCCAGCGGCCUUUUUGCCUCGGGACCCCGUUCUCCUGACGCUGAUGAUUAUGCAGAAGAAUGGUGACUUUGUCUCGAAUGUUCUUGGUGAGGGACGCGGACGUGGCUGGGCUCCGGAGCUCCGUGACCUGCUGUCGUUCGACGCCAUCAAAAAGGCGGGCGAGUUGAAGAGAAAGCGUGACAGUGGAAUUGCUGAUAUGGAUGUGGCGGAGGCUACAGCUCCUGCUUUGGAGUUUGGUGAGGAGGAGGCCAUUGUCCCCGUGGACGAAGGAGUGGGUCUUGAUUCGACCCUUCACCAGCGGUCAGAGAUUGAGUUUCCUGGAGACGAGGAGGAGCAAGGGCUGCACCUGAGUGAUGAUGAGGUGAUGAACCAGCCUUUGGAAGAUAUGGAUGAUACGAUUGUGCAACCCCUAGAUAGUGGACCGGUCUCUGUUGGUACUAAACAUGCCGUCCACAUUCUGAGGGAUGCCCUGGGCGAGUCUGCCGCAGACCAGAAGAAGAGUGUCCGAUUCCAGGAUCUGUUACCCGAGAAGAGAACGAGCAAGGCCGAUGCCACCAAGAUGUUCUUUGAAGUUCUGGUGCUGGCCACGAAGGAUGCGGUCAAGGUCGAGCAGGCAACUAACACCGUCGGCGGUCCCAUCAAGAUCCGCGGGAAGCGUGCCCUUUGGGGUUCAUGGGCCGAAGAGGGAGCCAGUGGCGAGCCUGCUAGCCAGCUCGCUGAGGCGACAGCUUAA
Messenger RNA from Aspergillus clavatus NRRL 1, 1824 nucleotides. RefSeq names its product kleisin alpha. Lineage: Eukaryota; Fungi; Ascomycota; Eurotiomycetes; Eurotiales; Aspergillaceae. Gene Ontology annotation, biological process: synaptonemal complex assembly; replication-born double-strand break repair via sister chromatid exchange; mitotic sister chromatid cohesion. The transcript is spliced from 2 exons. Gene Ontology annotation, cellular component: synaptonemal complex; cohesin complex. Gene Ontology annotation, molecular function: chromatin binding; protein binding. The record is from RefSeq and is a predicted model, not a curated record. Bases 1 to 1824 code for a protein of 607 amino acids.